UUAUCAAGAGUGUUUACUGCUUCCUAUCAAUACAUAUUGUUUCCCAUUUCUUAUCUACUUGUUUUCAGUAUUUUCCAUCAAGAGUUUUUCCACAUCCACAAAGACUGUACUGGCUUACAAGUCUCAAUUGUAAGGUCUGGAUGGGCCAAGUUCUUAGGCCACGUCGAAGAGGGAAUCAAAUAUGAACCUGAGCAAUGCACCGCAAUAAUUGACUCUGGGAUGACCGACAUUCAUGGCCCACACACAAAGAGGUCGAUGAAAUCAAUGAAGCAAUUGGAGCAACAAUCGAAACAAGAAAAGUUGAAUGCUCUACGUACAUAUCCAAACAUGGUACAGGAGCUACACAAGUAUCUGGGUCAGGCUUUCAUGCAAGCGUACCAUACGGUCUUCGAUUAUCGUGUGGUAGGCUUGCAUAAAAGCUUGACCCAGAUAACCCAAAAAUCGGCUUUGCUGAAGCAGCAGAAUAAGCGUAGAAAGAUGAAGGAAAUA
Messenger RNA from Thlaspi arvense, 489 nucleotides. The record is from the annotation of a GenBank genome assembly. Lineage: Eukaryota; Viridiplantae; Streptophyta; Magnoliopsida; Brassicales; Brassicaceae.